UAAACCAAAUUUAAUCCUUUUGAAAAGUGACCCAGCAAGGAUUUUGCAGGGAGCAGCAUUUACCUCUCCAUAUGCAGCACGCUAAUUACGGACUUUUGCGUGGCUCUCUUCAUGGGCUACAUGGUGGUCACGACCAUUUCUAAAGUUCAAAUUGACGGCCUUGUGGUUUUGAUUGCCACCGUGGUGAUCUGCUGGCUUGGUAUUGUUGUUAUCUGCUGUUCGGCUCAGGACAUGGAGCAAAAGUUAAAGUGGGACAUUGGACUGGCAUUAAAAACACUUGAGAAUUCUAAAAUGAGCAAAAGUUCAAUUUAUCUUAUGAAUUAUUUUCUGACGCACGUUUUACGGAAUUUCAAAGAAGUCAACUUUGGUGGAUAUAUACGCGUGGGAAAAGGACUACUCUCUACGUUAUCCUACAAUUACCUAGCAAACUUGGUGGUCAUAGUGCAACUGCACUUGAGAAGCUCGGUCAUUGAAAAUGCUAGGGAUUUAUAUGACUUACGCUCCGCAUUAUUUCAAAGGGAGUGAAGAGGAUCAGCUUUCUCUGAUCAACAACAAACAAUGUAAAAACAUAUAAAAAUACUCUUAAAAAUCUUAUCAACAAAGAUUAUUUUAAAUUUUAAUCGCAUAUUUAUAUUUAUUAUCAUUUUGGUAGAAAAAAAUUUCAUACCGUGAAGAUAGAAGCAAAAAUAAAUG
Neocloeon triangulifer is the source of this 693-nucleotide messenger RNA. RefSeq lists its product as uncharacterized. The record is from RefSeq and is a predicted model, not a curated record. Lineage: Eukaryota; Metazoa; Arthropoda; Insecta; Ephemeroptera; Baetidae. Bases 112 to 525 code for a protein of 137 amino acids. The transcript is spliced from 4 exons.